This is a messenger RNA of Rotaria sordida, 885 nucleotides long. Lineage: Eukaryota; Metazoa; Rotifera; Eurotatoria; Philodinida; Philodinidae. The record is from the annotation of a GenBank genome assembly.
AUGAGAUGGUUUUCUUGUGACCAGCAAAUUAAACAAAAUGAAGCUGAGAAGUUAUUUAAUUCAUUUCGAAGUUCAUUUUGGAUUUAUGAAAAACAAUGGUUUGUCCGAUGUUUUAUAGGAGAACAUGUCAUUUCUCUUAACACUCUCUCUAACAAGCCUGAUGAGUAUGAAACAAUUUUGGGCCUAUGUAAAUAUACAUGUUCAGAUGAUGAUUAUCAAAAGUAUUAUAAUUGCAUAACUACGAUCAAUAAUAUCACAUUUUUCAAUCAACCAAUACCACCUAACAUUCGCCUAUCGAAUAUUACAUACCUUUGUAAAGAAUUUCCCUUCAAUGCUCAAUUUUGGUCAAUUGUUCCAAAUUUAAACAGACUAAAGACACUUACUCUAUCAUCAUAUGAUGAUACUAUGAAAUCAGAAGUACAAGCUAUAUUAGAUCGAGCACCUUAUCUAACUACACUGUCUAUUCAACAAAAUGCAUCAUUACCUAUACAAAUGUCAUUAUUCAAAUAUACAAAUCCAUCCAUUCGUAAACUUGAUUUAGAAGAUUAUGUUCAUUAUUUUAAUGAAAAAGAGUGUCUUCUAUUAAGUCGUUCAUCAUUAGGUGUUCAAUGUGAAGUACUUUAUAUUCGAGUUAAUAAUCGUGAAAAUAUCACUACUCUUGUCAAAAAUAUGGUCAAUCUUCGAAUAUUACGUAUUUAUCGGAGUGAUGAAAAGUAUUCAGAUUCAGCCCAUAUAUAUUUAAAGAGAAACAAUGAUGAGACAUUUCGUGAGACAGACAAUAUAAACACUGAUGAACUUAUUCAAUGGUUAAAAGAUCAAUUGUCGUCAACGUCUGUGGUCGUCAAAGAUUUACAUUAUGUUCACAAUAUUUUAAUAUGGACUUAA